UUUCGCCUGGCUCCCUCUUCGCCUCCCUUCAACCCACGCUAGGAAUCUAGGAUGGAGUGCUGACACAACGAAAAUCGACUACCACAUCAAAUAAUACCGGCAAAAUGUCACAAUAUAUAUCGCUGUUCAGAGUUCGCUCAUCGCCGAACCUGGUUCUGGCUCUGGUAGCCAGCUUCGUGUGGUUGAUUCCAGAGGCUCUGGCCGACAGCAGUCUCGGUACCGAUGCCCCAGGUACGCCGUCAUCCAGUAACGGAGCUUCUUCAGCCGACAACACGGCAGGCGCGUCUGGAGAUAAUGGUGGACUAUCUAAAUCAGCUCAGAUAGUCAUCGGUGUGGUCGUCGGGGUGGUAUCCAUGGGAGCGAUUGCCGGUGCUGUAUACUUCUUCUUCUGGAAGAAACGAAAGUGGGAUGAGAAAGCUGAGCGCUAUGAAGUCAUCAGCGCAUAUCGUAAAUCGAUGGGCGAACGACGGCAGCAUGAGAUGUCUCUUCGAACACAACGUCGUCGACGGGAACGACGGCCGGAUAUAGAGCAAGGGGAGCUGGAAAUCUCUGUUCCACAAUUGCCCAAAUACGACCCAUCGAUCUUCCAUAAGCAACAAUACAGCAUCGAUUCUACCCGUGGAGGACUGUCGAUUGAUCUGGGGCGGAAUUCAUACAUGGGUCAUCAACGAAACUCGUCGCAAUUCUCGGGCAUCAUGCACCCUCCACCAUCUGCGGCAGCACCGGGACGAGCAACUGCAUCAAUGGAUCUGGACCGUGGCGCUUCGCCGACAUAUGAAGGAACCAGUCACUCCAAUCCCAGCUCGCCAACCCCAAUGAUCCAGCCUGCAACAGGAAGCAGAGGAACAUUCAAGACACCGAAAAGGCCAAAACCCGUACUGAGCCGCCUGAUCACUAACCUAUGAAUGCGGAUCAGCCAUCUUCCUAUAAACCUCGUAUAAAUUCCCAGACAGUAUGGGAAUUCACUUAACCCGUGGCUUCUCCCAC
Messenger RNA from Talaromyces proteolyticus, 987 nucleotides. RefSeq lists its product as uncharacterized. Lineage: Eukaryota; Fungi; Ascomycota; Eurotiomycetes; Eurotiales; Trichocomaceae. The record is from RefSeq and is a predicted model, not a curated record. Bases 105 to 905 code for a protein of 266 amino acids. The transcript is spliced from 2 exons.